AUUGACACCUUGGCCGUAGCUCGCGGAGGGACUCUCUGGCUGCGAGGGCAAGUGCAGCACGGCGACGCAGACCGCGCAGGACUGAGAAGGAGGGUUUCUCCCUGGGCAGCCAGAGCCGCAAAGGUGGAGCCGCGUUGGCGCCCGCCGCGGGACCAGCGCCUCGGAUGCGGGCGGAGCGCGGGGGGCCGCGGCGGCGGGGGCGCGAAGCGGGGGCCCAGGGGGCCCUCAUGUGAGAGCCGCGGGACCAGCCGCCGCCGUCCCCGGAGCCCGGGGUGGUGUGUGGGGGACACCGACCCCGGCAGCAGAAUGAAACGAGGAGGAAGAGAUAGUGACCAUAGUUCAUCUGAAGAGGGUACUGCAGAGAAAUCAAAGAAACUGAGGACUACAACAAAUGAGCAUUCUCAGAUGUGUGACUGGGGUAAUCUCCUUCAAGACAUUAUUCUCCAAAUAUUUAAAUAUUUGCCUCUUCUUGACCGGGCUCAUGCUUCACAAGUUUGCCGCAACUGGAAUCAGGUAUUUCACAUGCCUGACUUGUGGAGAUGUUUUGAAUUUGAACUGAAUCAGCCAGCUACAUCUUAUUUGAAAGCUACACAUCCAGAGUUGAUCAAACAGAUUAUUAAAAGACAUUCAAACCAUCUACAGUAUGUCAGCUUCAAGGUGGACAGCAGCAAAGAAUCAGCUGAAGCAGCUUGUGAUAUUUUAUCACAGCUUGUGAAUUGCUCUUUAAAAACACUUGGACUUAUUUCAACUGCUCGGCCAAGCUUUAUGGAUUUACCAAAGUCUCACUUUAUCUCUGCACUGACAGUUGUGUUUGUAAACUCCAAAUCCCUGUCCUCGCUUAAGAUAGAUGAUACUCCAGUAGAUGAUCCAUCCCUCAAAGUACUAGUGGCCAACAACAGUGAUACUCUCAAGUUGCUAAAAAUGAGCAGCUGUCCUCAUGUCUCUCCAGCAGGUAUCCUUUGUGUGGCUGAUCAAUGUCAUGGCUUACGAGAACUGGCUCUGAACUACCACUUAUUAAGUGAUGAAUUGCUACUUGCUCUGUCUUCUGAAAAACAUGUUCGAUUAGAACAUUUGCGUAUUGAUGUAGUCAGUGAGAAUCCUGGACAGACACACUUCCAUACUAUCCAGAAGAGCAGCUGGGAUGCUUUCAUCAAACAUUCACCCAAAGUGAACUUAGUUAUGUAUUUUUUUUUAUAUGAAGAGGAAUUUGACCCAUUCUUUCGUUAUGAAAUACCUGCUACUCAUCUUUACUUUGGGAGAUCAGUAAGCAAAGAUGUGCUUGGCCGUGUGGGAAUGACAUGCCCUAGACUAGUUGAACUAGUAGUGUGUGCUAAUGGAUUACGGCCACUUGAUGAAGAGUUAAUUCGCAUUGCAGAACGUUGUAAAAACUUGUCAGCUAUUGGACUAGGGGAAUGUGAAGUCUCAUGUAGUGCCUUUGUUGAGUUUGUGAAGAUGUGUGGUGGCCGCUUGUCUCAGUUGUCCAUUAUGGAAGAAGUAUUAAUUCCUGACCAAAAGUAUAGUUUGGAGCAGAUUCAUUGGGAAGUGUCUAAGCAUCUUGGUAGGGUGUGGUUUCCCGACAUGAUGCCCACUUGGUAAGGACCAUGUUAUAUAGGGCAUGAUGAAUAGCACCUUACCUUCAACCAAAUGUAUUGUAAUAAAAGUUUAUUUGCUGUA
Heterocephalus glaber (naked mole-rat) is the source of this 1674-nucleotide messenger RNA. RefSeq names its product F-box and leucine rich repeat protein 3 (gene Fbxl3). Gene Ontology annotation, molecular function: protein binding. The record is from RefSeq and is a predicted model, not a curated record. Lineage: Eukaryota; Metazoa; Chordata; Mammalia; Rodentia; Bathyergidae. Gene Ontology annotation, cellular component: mitochondrion.